AUGGCUAGGGUUCACGAGAAAUUUGGUCAUCAAGUGACAUAUAGGAAAGCGUGGCUUGGACGUCAACGCGCAUUUGAAUUGGUGUAUGGUGACUUUAAAAAAUCAUUUAGUGAGCUUCCUAAAUUUUUUGCAGCUUUUCAGCACUUUAAUCAUGGAACAGUUGUGGAAUGGAAACACGAAGAGUCUACGAGUUCACCAGAGGUAAAAACUUUUAAGUUUGUAUUUUGGGCUUUCAAGCCAUGCAUUGAUGGAUUCCAAACGUGUCGCCCUGUUAUUUCAGUAGAUGGAACUCAUAUGUAUGGCAAAUAUGACAUCAAAUUAUUAAUUGCUGUUGGAAUUGACGGAAAUGAUAACAUUCUUCCUCUAGCAUUUGCUAUUGUUGACAGGGAGUCGAAAGAGGCAUGGAAAUGGUUUUUUAGGAAUUUGAGCUUACAUGUGAUAAAGGAUAGAGAAGAUAUAUGUGUGAUCUCUGAUAGGGCAAAAGGAAUUUUGGCUAGUUUAUCGGAGUUGCGGCGGUAUCAAGAGCCUCGGGCCUUCCAUCGAUUUUGCCUAAGGCAUCUUAAGAGCAACUUUCAAUCUCGAUAUCCAAACAAGGACCUCAGUAAACUGAUGUGGAGGGCUGCUUCAGCCCAUCAAAUAAGGAAGUUUGAAGCCUUGAUGUGGGAAAUUAAGGAAGAAAAUGUUGAAGCAUAUCAAUACCUCAUGGAAAUUCCCCUGGACAAAUGGACAGUUAGCCAUGAUGAUGGAAAAAGAUGGGGAGUGUUGACAACAAAUCUUUCAGAGUCAUUCAACGGAGUUACGAAAAAAGCACGAGGCUUGCUGUCAUCGCUAUGGUUAAGCUGUCACAUUGGGGCAAGCUGA
This is a messenger RNA of Lycium ferocissimum, 861 nucleotides long. RefSeq lists its product as uncharacterized. The coding region runs from base 1 to 861 and encodes 286 amino acids. The transcript has a single exon. The record is from RefSeq and is a predicted model, not a curated record. Lineage: Eukaryota; Viridiplantae; Streptophyta; Magnoliopsida; Solanales; Solanaceae.